AUGCGGUCAACCUGCGAGGGAAGUUUUGUUGCUCUUCCAGUCCUACGGUCUGAAAAAGGGUCCCUUAAAUUCUUGUGUUCUACUCGCCCAGAUAAUAGGUCUGAAUACAGCAAGAAGAUGCAGAGAUCCAACGUGGGUGAGAACUGUCCAGUAUUUGAUGGCUUAUUUGAGUUCUGUCAGUUGUCCGUGUAUGGCUCUGUCACAAGUGCUGUGAAACGCAAUAAGCAGCAGACAGACAUCGCUGGGAACUGGGCUGGGGGCCUGCACCAUGCAAAGAAGCCUGAAGCAACUGGCUUCUGUUACGUCAAUGAUACCAUCUUGGCCAUCCUGGAAGUGCUAACGUAUCAUCAGUGGGUGCUGUAUAUUGACUUUGAUAGUCACCAUGGUGAUGGUGUGGAAGAGACCUUCUAUCCUACAGACAGGGUCAUGAUUGUGUCCUCUCAUAAAUAUGGAGAGUAG
Messenger RNA from Rattus rattus (black rat), 459 nucleotides. RefSeq names its product histone deacetylase 1-like. Gene Ontology annotation, molecular function: histone deacetylase activity. The record is from RefSeq and is a predicted model, not a curated record. NCBI's taxonomy places the organism in Eukaryota, Metazoa, Chordata, Mammalia, Rodentia, Muridae. Bases 1 to 459 code for a protein of 152 amino acids. The transcript is spliced from 2 exons.